AUGACCGCCACAGAAGCAUUGCAGACCAACCCCGCGGUACCCCGCUAUCUGAGCGGCGACGGAGCUGGAAUUCGUGAGUUCUUGGACAAGUUCGAUGUGUUCCUGUUCGAUUGCGAUGGUGUCCUCUGGUCCGGCGAUCACCUCUUCCCCGGAACGAAUGAGACGUUGGAACUGUUGAGAAGUCGAGGCAAGCAGGUUGUCUUCGUCACGAACAACAGCACUAAGUCCCGAGCAGACUACAAGAAGAAACUCGAGUCCCUAGGCAUCCCCGCCUCAACGGAGGAAAUCUUCUCCUCCUCCUACAGCGCCUCGAUCUACAUCUCCCGUAUCCUGAACCUCCCCCCAAACAAGCCUAAGGUCUUCGUCCUCGGCGAAACCGGCAUCGAGCAGGAACUCCGUUCCGAGAACGUCCCCUUCAUCGGGGGCACAGACCCCGCGUAUCGACGAGACAUCACGCCCGAAGAUUACAAGCAAAUCGCAGCGGGAGAUUCCUCGCUGAUUGACCCGGAAGUCGGAGUGGUGCUGGUCGGACUGGAUUUCCACAUCAACUACUUCAAGUUGGCGCUGGCGUUUCACUAUGUUCGGCGCGGCGCGGUGUUCCUCGCGACGAAUAUCGAUUCGACGCUGCCGAACUCUGGGACGCUGUUCCCUGGCGCUGGGUCGAUGAGUGCGCCGCUGAUUAUGAUGCUGGGUAGGGAGCCGGUGUCCCUGGGGAAGCCGAAUCAGGCGAUGAUGGAUGCCAUCGAGGGCAAGUUCAAAUUCGAUCGCAGCCGCGCGUGCAUGGUUGGGGACCGCGCGAAUACUGAUAUCCGGUUUGGUCUGGAGGGCAAGUUGGGUGGCACGUUGGGUGUGCUUACGGGUGUGAGCUCGAAGGAGGACUUCGAGAGUGGUGAAGUCAGACCGGCGGCUUACUUGGAUAAGUUGUCGGACCUGCUGGAGUCGCAGUAG
Aspergillus affinis is the source of this 948-nucleotide messenger RNA. Its product is annotated as 4-nitrophenylphosphatase. The coding region runs from base 1 to 948 and encodes 315 amino acids. The transcript has 5 exons. Lineage: Eukaryota; Fungi; Ascomycota; Eurotiomycetes; Eurotiales; Aspergillaceae. The record is from RefSeq and is a predicted model, not a curated record. Gene Ontology annotation, molecular function: phosphoglycolate phosphatase activity; alkaline phosphatase activity.